AUGUCGCGUACUCCCAAGGAUAAUGAAGGCCGCCGUUCUCCUUCAGAUGAAGAGGACGAGCCCGUGGUGAUUCCGGCGUUUGACACUUCUGCUCUCAUAGCAAGGUUCUCUCUCACCCUCAUUGGAAGGACUUUCCACGUUGGGGGUAGAAGCACUGAGGCUCUCUUAGCCUUCAUGCCCAGAUCUGACAUUUGGGACGUUGCCGGAAGAGUCAGAGGCGUGGAUCUAGGUCAUGGUCGCUUCCACUUUGACUUCGAAUCUGAGGAGGACCUGCAGAAGGUUCUGAAGAAGCGACCCUGCCAUUUCAAUAAAUGGACAUUCGCCCUUGAGAGGUGGGAACCGAACAUUCAGGAAGAUUUUCCCAACUCAGUUACCUUCUGGAUUACUGUGCGCGGUAUCCCUCUCCACCUGUGGGUGAAAGAUGUUUUUCAAAGGAUUGGCGACUCUCUUGGUCUGGUUAAAGCGGUCGACGUCAAAGAGGGCAGGAUCUCGGUUUCUAUCGAUGUCACCCGACCCCUGAAGUUCAAGAAGAAGGUGCAGUUCAACCUGACUGAAAAAGUUACCGCCUCACUGGAGUACGACCGUCUUUACCGCUUCUGUGGCAACUGCCACAUGAUUUCUCAUGAGGAAGUUACUUGUCCUCUCCUCUCUGACCCUGCUCGUCGAAGAAACAGAGAGUCUAGGCGGACACCACUCCCUGGGGAUAACCGGCGUGUUCAUGGUCUCUCCUCUGAAAGAGCUCCAGCUCGCGCAAAAACAAGGCUCGAAGACAGACCAAGUAGAUCUGGUGGCGCAUCCUCACACCGUGAAGGAAGCAACAGACCAGUGGAGAACCCGACAUCUCUCCCGGAAGCUGUCACUCUGGUUCCCUCUCGUGGCCUCCCUCAACGAUCAGAGACAGCCGGAGACCGUGACCCUCGACUUCCCCGCCAUCGGGAGCAAUCAUCUCAGUCCUCCGCUGGCUCUCGGAAGAGACGCCCUUAUGAGUCCGCCGCUUCAAGCGCCGAGGUUAGGCGGGAGCCACACCGGAGUGGAGGUCAUCGGGUUUUCUCUAACCGGCAGAGGAAAGGUGAUUCGGUUCAGCGCCAACGGUCUCCUCCAUGCAUCGACCCUAGUUUUGAGCAAUGGGGAAACUCACGACCUCCUCGACACGAGUCAGGCAUCUGUAUUGUCGAGCUGUCUUCCCCUCCACCACCAGCCUCGCGAUCCCUGGCGCCUCAAGACAAAGGGAAAGGAAAAGCUGUUGCCGAAGACGACGAGGAGGAUGCUAAUAGUGAUAUCGGGGAUUUUGAAUCCUCUCCAAAACUCCUUGAGAUUGGAUCUGCUUCGGGAGAUAUUCACUCUCCACCAUUUGGUGAGAUCAUUCCUGCUUUGGAGGUCACUCCCAUGGAUUUCCCUGCUGAUAAAGAGCCGGAGAACGACGAAGUGCGGAGUAUGUUUGGCAACGAAUCUGUUCCGACAGACUGGGAGGAUAGAGUGGAUGCAACGGCGGAGGAUACAGAGCUGACGGAGGAAGACAUGCGGAUCCUGGACGAAUGCUUGAUGAUGACUGAAGGAGCAAUGGAGGAGGACGAUCUAUUGGGCGAAGACUUAGCAGCUGAGGAAUUUGCGGUGAGCUUGGAGCAUACAAUUUCUGAUGUUGUGGUGCCAAUCUCUCACUCGCCUGCAGUGACCCCUGCCAUUUCUCCAUCCCCAACCAGCAAAAGGGUGAGAUCUCCUGAUCAGUCUCUCGCAAGGAAGAACCAACGCUCUUCACCUCACGCCCGACAUGAGAAAAUGCAGGAUAAGAAGAAAAAGAUUCCAAGGAGCCCCAAGGUGAAUGCUGCUGUGUCAAAGAAGCUUAAACCCUCCAUCGACAUCUUCAACAGCUGCGCAUCAGGCUCGCAAUGCCCGCAGGGUGGCGACACCAAACCCCGUACCUGUUAUCAUCCCAAAAGCUAA
Molecule: messenger RNA, 1941 nt
Organism: Eutrema salsugineum
Lineage: Eukaryota; Viridiplantae; Streptophyta; Magnoliopsida; Brassicales; Brassicaceae
Exons: 3
Coding region: 1-1941 (646 amino acids)
Source: RefSeq, a predicted model, not a curated record